Molecule: messenger RNA, 970 nt
Organism: Panicum virgatum (switchgrass)
Lineage: Eukaryota; Viridiplantae; Streptophyta; Magnoliopsida; Poales; Poaceae
Product: protein YELLOW LEAF 1, choloroplastic-like
Exons: 4
Coding region: 326-784 (152 amino acids)
Biological process (GO): thylakoid membrane organization; chloroplast organization
Cellular component (GO): chloroplast
Source: RefSeq, a predicted model, not a curated record
CCUUAGCCGCUCGCGUCACUCGCACACUUGCUUGCACACCGCCCACCCGCCACUGCGGCCCUCGCCCGAGCCCCGAGCUCCCUCAACCACCUCCCUUCUCCCAUCACCCUCCCCCGGAGGAUCGGAGACCGCGAGGGCACCUUCAUCUGCGGCUGCAAGGAAGCCACGCUCCCAUUGCUCGAGGCUCCGUUCGUCCUCGUUUCUCCUCUUCAUUCCUCUGCAUGCGCGCGCAAUUGUCUUCGCCUCAAGCCUGAAGCUGCUCCAUUUCUCUUCUUCGUCGCCCAGGCCACUACAGACUGGUACUAGCAUCCUCGCGGCAGUCGCCAUGCCUCCAAUUGCGGCGGCGUCUGCUCCGACCUCGCUUCUUCCGCUCCAGGGGAUUAGGGGAGGACAAUGCUGGGGAGAACGAUCUCUACGCGGUUCACAAUCUCACAGGGCUAUACGCGGCUCCACUAUUUCUGCCAGAGCUUCUAUGAACAUAACCUGUUGCGCAAACCAGACACAAACUGCGCAACGCAAAUCAUAUUCAGGACCUACCUCUCCACCAUCAGGUUCAGUGAAAGAAAAGGUGAAGCCAAGGCUUGAUGAUGGGGGUGUCGGUUUCCCGCCAUUCCGGUUCGGUGGUGGUGGUGGAGGAGGAGGCGGAGGGGGCAGCAACUCCUCCGGUGGGUUCAUCCUCUAUGUGAUUGUGCUGCUCCUGGAUUACCUGAGGGAGUUUGAGAGGAACCUGCAGAAUGGGUCACGAAGGGGUAGUGACUAUGAAAACGGGCUGGCACCACAAUAACUUGCGCUCCCUCUCAGUGGUUAGAGAGAGAGAGGGGGGGAGAGAGAGAGCGCAUGUUGUAAUGCGGAGACAUUUCGGCUAGGGAAUGUAUUGAAAGACUGAGAAUUGUUUUUUGAGAAAUGAUAGUGAGAAGUAGAAACUUUAGCCAUUUGAUUGAAUGUCUUAUGUUAAGAUUAAACAACAAAA